GAAAUAUUAAUCAUCUGCCAAACAAGCAGAAAACCAAAACUAAGAACUCCCAAAGAAUCUCUGCUUCUUUGGCUUCCAAGAAUCCCAUUCCUCUCCUUUCCUUUCCUUUCCAAUCCGAUGCAAUCUUUCCAUCCAAAAACAAAGCAUGGGACAAGAGGGAAUUGCUUUCCUCUAUGAGCUUUGAAUUCCCCACCUCAAGGGGAGGACAUAGUCCAACUUGGAUAUUGUCUUUGCUUCUGGUUUUCCUUUCAAUAUGGUCCAAAGAAAGGUGCCAAACAAGCUUGGAAUCCAAGCUGAUCAUGAUAAAUUCGAGAAGCGGUUAUCGAACCUGAAGACUUCUUCUCAGUUCCAAGAUGGGAAACACAGAGGAGCUGAUUUGAAGAAGAUGAUGAAGAAAUCUAGAUCAAUCAAGCUUUCAGAUGUUGAGAGCUUGAGAUCAUCACCUUUGGGGAAGAACUCAUCUCAGCCAGGAAAGCCGCCACCGCCGGCUCUCAAUGUUCCAAACACUGCGGCUUCCCCUCAGAAGCAGCCCCUGGCCAAAACAACUUAUGGCUCGCCAAACUACAUGAAGCCCACCAGCUGUUCUCAUGCAAGGAAGGAGCAGUCACAGGUUAGUCUUCGAAGUUCUCCGCCAAUAUUUUCAGAUAGUAAGAACCAGAACCAAAAAAAUUCGGGCAGUUCAAAGCUUAGCUCUGCUUCUAGUAAACCUGAAAGAAGUUUAGCAAGGACAUCUAGUUUGAAGCUUGCGAGAACUUUAAUAAGGUCCCCUAGUUUUAAGCCGGCAAGAGCUCCGGCGAGAAAAUCUUCCAGGGUUGCUCUUUGUGCAGAUGUUAAUGUUCAGAGAGCAACUUGUUCUUCAACACUGAAGGAUACAAAGUUUCCGGAUUAUCUGAUGAUUAGUCCUGGGGGAACUGAAGCUGAGGGAACUUCAGUCAUGGAGGUUUGCCCGUAUACGUACUGUUCCCUUAAUGGACAUCGUCAUUCACCUGUGCCACCAUUGAAGAGUUUCUUGUCUGCGAGAAGACGUUCAUUGAAGACCCAGAAGAUGAUGAAAUUGCAAGCUCAAAGUCCACGUGGAGCAAAGCGAUGUAAUGAUGGAGUAAAAGAAAUUGAUUUCCAGCAGAUGUUUGAUGAGAAUGACAAAACAGCUGAGAAAGAAGCUGAUUUGGAUUUCUUUGUUGAAAUCUAUGCUACAAACAAGGAAGAUGACACCGAGGCAAUUGGAAGGAAAGCCGGAGCUGAUUUUGUAGGAGAACAAGAUGGUUACGAGGGUCCUGUGUUUCCAAAUUCUGCAAGUGAUGAAACAGAAACAGUAGAUUAUGCCAACAACCUAGUUGUGGAGAACCUGUCGGAUAGAUCACAGCAUUCUGAGAGUGAAUCUGAGGCAGAAAGCUUUCGCGAAUUUCCUGAAGAUCGAAAAGAAGAAGCAAAUGAAGACUACGGAUCACAGUCCGAUCAAGAGGAAAAUUCCACUGGAAGCUGCUCGAACGAGAGCAACUCUGAAGACCUUUCAAGCACUGAAAUGGAGGAUGCAACGGGAGCCCUGAUAAAGGGAAUUCAGAAACAGAUCAAAACGUUCCAAGUGGUGACUUUGGCUUCAAUAGAGCAAAUUGGUGAUGUGAAACCAUCACCGGAGAUUCAGCUUUCUGAUUUGGUGCACGAUGCUUCUGAAGCUGAUGAAGAUGCUGUCAAGGUUGACGAUUAUGAAAAUUACAUGAAGACUGAACCUCUCCAGCUUAAUGACAUUGCUGAAGAUGGUAACCUGUCCAAUGGGAAGUACAAGAAGCCUAUAACUUCAAGUUCCAAUGAAUCUGAGGAUCAGAGUGAUUUAAGGCUGAAAAAAUCAGGUAUCUCCAAUAGCAACACAGGACAACCUGACAAUGUGGAAGUGAAAAACAAUUCAGAGCCAGAAGCCACAAAAAAAUUCAACACGGCCAAUAAUAGCAUUAGCCCUGGGAUGAAGAGAAAAAUUUCCGAGGCAGCAAGCAACUUCGACCAAGAGCUUCCCAACACCUACAACUACUGGAAAAGAAUCAAAUGCAAGAGACUUAGCAUGGAUGAGGAGGAGCAAAGGAAGUUCAAUCCAAGAGAACCAAAUUACCUACCUUUGGUUCCUGACCCCGAAGCAGAAAAGGUUGACCUCAGGCAUCAGAUUAUUGAUGAAAAGAAAAAUGCAGAUGAAUGGAUGCUUGACUUUGCACUCCAGCAGGCUGUCACGAAACUUGCUCCAGCAAGGAAGAAGAAGGUUGCACUGCUUGUUGCAGCUUUUGAAACGGUCAUGCCAGCUCCCAAAGUGGAAAAACAUCUCAGGCAUACCUCCGCAGCCUUCAGUCAUGCAAGACCUAUGCAAGCUUGUAGUUGAUGAUAGUUAUUGAGGUGAAAAGUCUGCAAUAUUGAUAUUAAGUUACUGAAGCAAAAGCACAAGAACAUAGAAGAGCUACAUUUCCAGCAGAACACGACUCACCGUUUCUUGGAUCCUGUCAGAACUUCUGAAGAGGAAGGAGGCAGCUUCAUGCAGUGACGAUUCUUGAGUAGUUUCUCCUAGCUCAGUGGAUGUAGUGCUAGUGUACUUUGAUUAAUAAUAAUAUGUAAUGGCAGAUUAAUGUUAUAUGUUGUGAGUUGCUACCAUCUUUCCUUUGCUGUUGUACGAGGCACUGGUCUCCAAAACAAUAUAUAUGGUUGUUUGCUUAAUAUGCA
Messenger RNA from Malus domestica (apple), 2697 nucleotides. NCBI's taxonomy places the organism in Eukaryota, Viridiplantae, Streptophyta, Magnoliopsida, Rosales, Rosaceae. The record is from RefSeq and is a predicted model, not a curated record.